GGAAUGGGCGACGCAGUUGAUCCUGGAUAGUCAGUCGAAACUGAUGUCCAAGUUUUCGGCGGCUUCGAUUGGACAGGAGAUCGCACAGGCUUUGGAGAUUCCAGGAAGCCGGAAAACGCCGAAAACCAUCAACCAUAAUUCGGAACGCAAGGGGAUGUUGAUUAGCAUUUUGAAGAAGCUGUAUCACGACUUCCGGAUGACAGGCGCGAGUGGUGCUCAUGAAUUUCUGAUAGACGAAGAAGUAUUCUGGGACCAACAUCUGGCUCACAGAAGUUCCGGGUCGGCGAAUGAUUCAUCGAAGCCUAAAGGUGCUGGGAAGAAAUCUCGCGUUUUAAUGGAUUGUUCACCGAGCUAAUCGAAUAUAUCACUCUCUAAACGAUGGUCGGUGAAUAAAUUGCGCAAAAAAGUUUA
Notodromas monacha is the source of this 411-nucleotide messenger RNA. Lineage: Eukaryota; Metazoa; Arthropoda; Ostracoda; Podocopida; Cyprididae. The record is from the annotation of a GenBank genome assembly.